Mandrillus leucophaeus (drill) is the source of this 759-nucleotide messenger RNA. RefSeq lists its product as uncharacterized. Gene Ontology annotation, biological process: regulation of DNA-templated transcription. The coding region runs from base 1 to 759 and encodes 252 amino acids. Lineage: Eukaryota; Metazoa; Chordata; Mammalia; Primates; Cercopithecidae. The transcript has 6 exons. The record is from RefSeq and is a predicted model, not a curated record.
AUGGCUGGGAAGUCCAAGCUUAGGGCAGUAGAUAUUGGCACUGUCCUAGGAAGCUUCCUUGGGGACCAGCUCGGGGCAACAAGUAGUGGGCUGAAAAGAGGAACCUUCAAAUCCAAGGCCAGGAUUCAUGUCUGGAGGCAUCAAGGGCCAUAUCCUGGAUUUGCUCAGUGUGCCUGGUUACCAGGUAUCAGCUUGCCAGACUCCAUUGCCACUGAGGAUGCCUGUGGGUUUGUGCACACACCAACACUCACUCAUCUGAGAAUUACUGAAUCGCUGCGGAAGUCACCAUUUUCCAUGGGAUGUGUUGGAAGCCAAAAGGAAGGUAUCACAUGGGAUUCUCAGGAGCAGAGUAUGAGCGCAGACAAAAUCAAGUCCAGAUUUGCCAGGUGGCUCUUCAUCGAAGACAUCAAAGAACAGCCAUAUAUAAAGUCCCAUUGGCCCCACCGCUAUUCUGAUAAACUUCACUUUGGCCACCAUUUCAGAACGCAGGACAGCUCCUCCUUCCCAGCCUACUCUGCAGAAGAAAUGGUGCCCCCAGAACUCCUAACAUUCAAGGAUGUGGCCAUAGAAUUCUCUGCAGAAGAGUGGAAAUGCCGGGACCCUGCCCAGCAGAAUUUAUAUAGAGAUGUGAUGUUGCAGAACUACAGAAACCUGGGUGUUGCUAUCUGUAACCCAGACAUGGUCACCUGUCUGGAGCAAAGAAAAGAACCCUACAAUAUGAAGAUAUAUGAGACAGUAGCCAAACCCCCAGGUAGGUGA